AUGCCUGCUCUUCGCGUGUUUGGGCGUCGUUGGCUCAUUGCAAGCGACGACAUCCCGAUUCCCGCCGGUUUCCUAGCCAUUUUCCGGUUUAUCUGGUGUGGACUGCUGGUGGGCUGGCUGAUCAGCAUCCAUGGCCCGAAGGAGUGCACUGGCGCAUGGCAGUACAAUGUGGCGGCGGGGGGCCUGUUGGGCUUCUUCCUUGCCUCCUUUGCCCUGGAGACUGCAAUGACCAUCAUCGGUCUCCGCGGUUCGAUCUUUGAGACCAGCAAGCGGAGGAGGCUGCCCCUGCUCAUCUACCUCGACAUCGUGGCCGUGACAGGGCAGAUUGCCUUCAACGCCUACUGCACGAGGCUCCUGUACACGGAGCCACCCCAGUGUGAGGUGGAGCCGGGGGAGCUCUGGCAACCCGCCCAGGUCCUCAAGGGCCUGGUGUGGUCGACGUGGGCGGUGCUGGCGGGCUCCCUGCUGCUGCUGGCCCUGACCUACAACCUUUACCCGGACUACAAGGCCGUAGAGUCCUGGGAGAGGCGCUGGUCCGCCAUGGCCCACUGCUGCUUCUGCUGCAUCAGCAACCACGAGAAAGGGCGGCGCGAGGACCUCGCCGCCCGGCUGGGGCGCAUCUUUGCGCUGAUGUUUGGGCACAUCGACAUGACCGCCUCGGACAUCGUGGUCUCCUUUGCGCUUGCCAUGACCCUGCAGAAGCUCAGGCGGCGGGGCAGCAGCGACGACGAGGGGCUGGCUGCUGCAGAUGAGGAGGCCGGUCUGCAGGGGCAGCGUUUGCGCGUCGAUGCGGAGACGCUGCAGGAGGCCUCCCAUUACAUGUCCUAUGCCUUUGCUGCAUACGGCUACCUCCUCUACCUGUGGGGCAAGCCAGCAACGGGCGUGCUGGAGCUGUGCUGCGGGCGGAGCUGUGGGCUGGCGAUGAACAUGCUGCGGCCGUCGAGGGGGGUCCUGCCAGACCUGCGCGUGAUCACCAACCUCAACCGCGAGGCGACGCUGCAGGCCGCCGGCCUCUCGACGGAGGACCUGCUCUUCGUGAGGUACGAGGCGGAGAAGCCCAAUGUCCUGCCUUACUUCCUGGCCCUGGACCACGCAAUGCAGACGGUGGUGCUGGCUAUCCGCGGCUCGCUGAGCCUGGACGACGUGGUGCGUGACCUGCUCAUCGAGCCCGCCUCUCUGGACAGCUGGAUAUCGUCGGGCAAGGAGUGGCACGGGGUGAUCCCUGAGAUCGCCAUGGCCGAAAGAAACACCGAGGCCUCGGGGCAUGCCGGCAUCCUGGAGGCCGCUCGGGCUACACUCAUGGAUCUGCAGGAAUCUGGGUACCUGUGGAGCACGCUGCUGGGCCCGGAGGCUACGCACCGGGGCUGGCAGCUGGUGGUGACGGGGCACUCGCUGGGCGCCGGCUGCGCCUUCCUGGUCGGCCUCUACCUGAGCCAGUCCAUCUGCCCGGGGCUCAAGUGCUGGGCCUUCUCGCCCCCCGGGGGUUUGGCCAGCGCCUCGGUGGGAGCCAGCGCCAAGGCCUGGUGCACCACCGUGGUGUGCGGCAAGGAGUGGAUCCCGCGCCUCACCGCCCAGAGCUUCGACCGUCUGAGGGAUGAGAUGGUGCUGGCCGCGCUGCGCUGCCGCCUGCCCAAGCUGGCCUUUGGCUGGGGCGUGCUCCGCCGGCGAGCCUGGACCGAGGCCGACCUGGUGCUACCAGAGGUGCCGCCGCACGCGCGGCCCGUGCUGAACGAGUACCGCAAGAGCCUGGCGCGGCGGGGGGAGCUGGAGGACAGCUUCUACGACCACGCCUCCAGCUUUGCGGCGCCGGGCCAGGUGAUGUGGCUGCAGUCGGUGGGGUCGGCGCCGCGCAAGGGCUGGCGCCCCGGACGCUCCCACGAGUACCGCGCGGUGUGGAUCGAUGCCGAGGAUCUCAGCAGCGAGGGCAUCAUCCUCUCGGGCCGCAUGAUGGCAGAUCACAUGCCAGACCACCUGCUGGCCCUGCUGCGCAAGAUGGCGCGGCGCCUGCAGCACAGCCACUCUACUGCCGCUGUGGACGACCGGGCUGGCGAGAGCGUGCUGCCGCAUGCGGGCGGGAGCCACGAUAGGGAGCGUGGGGGUUAA
Messenger RNA from Auxenochlorella protothecoides, 2103 nucleotides. RefSeq names its product Sn1-specific diacylglycerol lipase beta. The transcript has 13 exons. The record is from RefSeq and is a predicted model, not a curated record. Gene Ontology annotation, biological process: lipid metabolic process. The coding region runs from base 1 to 2103 and encodes 700 amino acids. NCBI's taxonomy places the organism in Eukaryota, Viridiplantae, Chlorophyta, Trebouxiophyceae, Chlorellales, Chlorellaceae.